AUGAAUACAACUAUAAAAUAUAUGAUAGACAAAGUUGAUUAUAUUUAUGAACGUUUACGCGCACAAAUUGCAAGCAAAGAAUCAUCAAUAGCUUCUCAAUCAUAUAUAUUUUUUAUUUUUGGUGCAUCUGGUGAUUUAGCUAAAAAGAAAAUCUAUCCAACACUUUGGUGGCUUUAUCGUGAUGGUUUUUUACCAGAGAAUAUUCAUUUUAUUGGUUAUGCUCGUAGUCAGUUGACAAUUGAGAAAAUAUUUGAAAAUUCUCAUACAUAUAUGAAAGUUAAAAAAGAAGAACAUGAUAUGUAUGAAAAAUUUCUCAAACUUAAUUCAUAUGUGUCUGGUUCUUAUGAUAAAUCUGAAGAUUUUGAAAAUUUAAAUUUUCAAACAAAUAAAAUAUCAAAUCAAACAAAUGCUCAUCGAUUUUUUUAUUUAGCUUUACCACCAAGUGUGUAUGAAAAUGUAUCGACAUUAAUUAGUAAACAUUGUCGACCAACAUCACCUAGUUGGUUACGUUUAAUUGUUGAAAAACCAUUUGGUAAAGAUCUUCAAAGUUCAAAUAAAUUAUCUGAACAUUUAAGUAAAUUAUAUACUGAAGAAGAAAUUUAUCGUAUUGAUCAUUAUUUGGGAAAAGAAAUGGUACAAAAUAUUAUGGUACUUCGAUUUUCUAAUCGAAUAUUUUCACGUGUUUGGAAUCGAGAUGCAAUUGCAGCUGUUAAAAUUAUUUUUCAAGAAGAUAUUGGAACACAAGGACGUGGUGGUUAUUUUGAUGAAUUUGGAAUUAUUCGUGAUGUCAUACAAAAUCACUUAAUGCAAAUCUUAUCGAUUGUUGCAAUGGAAAAACCACGUUCAACAACCGGUGAAGAUAUUCGUGAUGAAAAAGUAAAAGUAUUACGUUGUAUACCACCAAUUAAAUUAGAAAAUGUUAUUAUUGGACAAUAUAUUGGUGACAAAGAAUCAACGGAUAGUGAGCGUCAACUAGGCUAUUUAGAUGAUAAAGGUGUAUCAAAAGACUCUACGACACCAACAUAUGCACAAGUUGUUCUUUUUAUAAAAAAUGAACGUUGGGAUGGUAUACCAUUCAUACUUCGUGCAGGAAAAGCAUUAAAUGAAAAAAAAGCUGAAAUUCGUAUUCAAUUUCGUGAUGUACCCGGUACAAUGUUUGAUGAAGAAUUAUCUGAAAAUGGUACUAAAGAAAGUUUAUCUCGUGAUGAACUUGUUAUUCGUAUACAACCCGAUGAAGCUAUUUAUCUUAAAAUAAAUACAAAGCGACCUGGUGAAAUGAGUUUUAACAUUCAAGAAACUGAAUUAGAUUUAACUUAUAAUGAACGAUAUCGAGGUGUAAAAUUACCUGAUGCAUAUGAACGUUUAAUACUUGAUGUAUUUACGGGUUCAAAAAUAAAUUUUGUACGUUCCGAUGAAUUACAAGAAGCAUGGCGUAUUGUUGAUCCAAUACUUGCUGAAAUUGAUAAGAAAAACUUACCAAUUAUUCCAUAUAAAUAUGGUGCUGUUGGAAUACAUGAAGCAUUCGAUGCAGCCAUAAAACAAGGUUUUAUUUAUUCUGGUACAUAUGUACGGAAAGAUGAACGAUCAACAUCAAUAAAUAAUUCAGAACAAAAGUAA
Messenger RNA from Rotaria sp. Silwood1, 1617 nucleotides. NCBI's taxonomy places the organism in Eukaryota, Metazoa, Rotifera, Eurotatoria, Philodinida, Philodinidae. The record is from the annotation of a GenBank genome assembly.